GCAUGGAGCCGCGGCGCAGCUGUUCUCCUCCGAUCUCCUCCGCACUCCUCCGUUCUCUGCCAUGGUGCUGCUGAAAGUGAUCAAGUAUCUAGUGGGCUGCGUGGCGCGUGUCUGCCAGGAGUUGUCCCAGAACAUGACUUCCCUCAACAAAAUGUUUAAAUAUCAUUUGCUGGAGAUCUCCUAGCGCCAGGAGACAGGACAUGGAGAGCAUACAAAUGUAGAUUGUGUGGAGAUCCUUCGUUAUUUUCUAAUUUUUUAGUCUUAGAGUGGCUCAAGCAAGUCUUUUGUUAUGGAAUCCACAAAUAAAAAACCAAAAAAACC
Messenger RNA from Drosophila persimilis, 321 nucleotides. RefSeq lists its product as uncharacterized. The transcript has 2 exons. Lineage: Eukaryota; Metazoa; Arthropoda; Insecta; Diptera; Drosophilidae. The record is from RefSeq and is a predicted model, not a curated record. The coding region runs from base 62 to 184 and encodes 40 amino acids.